UGAAGGGCUCAGCGCCUCAGGCGGACGAAGUGAGACCGGCUCGAACGUGUGAACUGUGCGAGGCAUCGGCAGCGGGGCGGUCAUGGCGGCCAGGCUCGUGCUACUGACGCUGGGCUCCUUGCUCUGCGCCCUCGGAGGCGCCUCAGCAGCAGGGCCCCAAAUCUCAACCUCUCCUGAAGUAACUGCUGGAUCCAACGUGAUUAUUUCAUGUAACAUAAGUGACCCACCAACAUCCAUCAAAGGCAAUUACUGGAUGAAAGGAGAGAAGACGCUUGAGUCCAAUAAGACCACUCUGGAUUUUACCUCAUACAUGAUCCCCAAAGUGGAUCACGAAACCUCAGGAGAGUACCACUGCGUCUUUAACACCACGCCCGUCUCAAGAGGAACGGUGUACGUGAAAGUUGCCCCCCACGUGACGGCCUACAAGAAGAUGGAACACGCCACCGAAGGGGACAUAGUAACGCUGACUUGCAAAUGCAAUUCUUACCCUCCUGUCAUCCAGUGGACCUGGUACAAGCUGGUAGACAAGGUGCCUCAGCCUGUCCUCAACGGCACCGAGGAAAGGUUCUACAUCAUAUCCAACGGUACCAGGACAGACCUUCAGAUCAUUUCUUUGGACCUGGAGAAGGACCCUGGGACUUACGUCUGCAACGGCACCAACGAAAUAGGCGAAGGGAGCGCUGAGGUGAACUUGAGGGUGCGGAGCCGGCUGGCUGCUUUGUGGCCCUUCUUGGGGAUUGUGGCAGAAGUGCUGGUCCUGGUCACAAUAAUCUUCAUCUACGAGAAGAGGAGAAAGCCCAAUGAGGUUCCUGAGGAUGACGAUGGAGGCUCUGCUCCCCUCAAAGGCAACACUGCAAAUAACAUGGACAAGAACGUGCGUCAGAGGAAUGCAAAUUAAGCCCACAGCAAGGUGACACGAGACCUAAGCAGAUGGCUUAGACGUUUCUUCUGACAUUUUCCUGCUGUAAAACCAAGAAUAUUUCCAGAACACCCUUGCAUCCUUUUUUUCUUUAAAAAAGGAAGACAAAAAGCAGUGAGAGAUCUUUUAGCCUUUUAAGUUUUCACCACACGUAAAGUUUUUUCGUCUGUUCUCACCGCUGAAUCUUGAGAGUUGGGGAAAGGGAAAUGGAAGAAACGGGGAAAUUAACAUUUCAAGAACAUGUGGCCGGUUAGUUUUAAGAUCCAUCAUCCCUCACUCAAGAACGUGCUGUUCUCUCUCUUUUUCUCUCUCUCUCUCUUUUUUUUUAGUAGCAGGCCCUAGGGGGAGUUAUUAAAUUAGUCCCGUUGAACGAUGCAGUAGCAUGAAGCAAUCCAGAGUUUUAAGUCACCCUCGGCUUUAGGAAGGGCAGUGCUUCAGCCCUGAAUAAGUUUGGCCAGUAGCAGAGUUUGCCUCUCCUCCUCUUCCUCAUUUGGUCUCCCUGGAGCAGAAACUCCCCAAUCUCGCGCGCCAUUUUCUCCAAACCCCAGAGCAGAAGAUACCACGAAACAAGGGCUGCUGCUGCUGCUGCUGCUUGUGUGUUGGUGUUUGGCGUCUCGAGCCUGGAAGAGACGGCCAAGCUUUGCCGCCUUUUGUCAUUCCUCUCUCCAGCCACGUGAGCCUUUGGGGCUCUCUGGAGACGCGUCCAGUGCACAAACAGUGUCGGUGCCAUAAUUGCUCAGAAGACAAGGACAGUGACUUUUCUCCUGCCUCCCCUCCCCGCCCACCCCCCAACCUCGGUGUCCUCAGAGCGUCCAGCCAGAAGGGAGGCAAGAAUCUGAAGCUCAUAUAUAUAUGUGUGUGUGUGUAGGGUCGUCUUUCCAGCUUAUCUGGUGGUGUCUCCUUUUAGUCCAGUGACAUUUUAGACGGCAAUUAAUUGCAAAGGCCAGAAGACAAGCCGGAAUGUAA
Messenger RNA from Protobothrops mucrosquamatus (brown spotted pit viper), 1885 nucleotides. RefSeq names its product basigin (Ok blood group) (gene BSG). The coding region runs from base 83 to 898 and encodes 271 amino acids. Lineage: Eukaryota; Metazoa; Chordata; Lepidosauria; Squamata; Viperidae. Gene Ontology annotation, molecular function: cell-cell adhesion mediator activity. The transcript is spliced from 8 exons. Gene Ontology annotation, cellular component: axon; plasma membrane. Gene Ontology annotation, biological process: dendrite self-avoidance; homophilic cell-cell adhesion; axon guidance. The record is from RefSeq and is a predicted model, not a curated record.